AUGACGACAAUUCCGACGACGCUGCUUGCUACUGCUGACCAGGGUGAACACGACCGACAGUCCGCCCACGGUAGCCGCCAGCCCUUACCCACGCCAUCCGCCCGUUCGCACUCUAGUACGUCCACAUCGACUGUAGUAAGAAGACAACGACUCCUACAACUACAAUUGCAAGCCGCGGAAGAGCGCGCGUUGAUACAAACCAGACUCAUCGAAGAAAAACUUGCAUUAUCAGCACAAGCACUUGAAGAUGAAGAGAACCUCCUCAUGCUCAAUAGGACACAGUCACGCGAGUCCCUACGUCUGCCUACAACCUCAGGUAUGGUGUAUCAAAAUAAUAUUAGUAUGCCUCACGCUAUCUCGACGGCUAUCAAUACUGAUACACAGACACAGCCUGAAAUGAUGCCUGUACCACCACACAUUCCUACACGCAGACUAGAGAAUGACAACACAAACAUGUCUAAACUCCUAGCCAGGCAAAUAAGCGCAAAGGAGCUGCCCUUGUAUAGCGGUGAGCCUGAUGAGUGGCCGUUGUUCUAUAGGCAGUAUAUAUCGACAACACGGCUGUGUGGUUAUAGCGACGAUGAAAACAUCGAACGACUAGCGCGCUGCCUGAAGGGCCGUGCGCGUGACGCUGUAUCUGCGCUGUUGGUGAGUGCUACAAACCUAAAACUAAUAAUAGACACAUUGAAGUUACGAUUUGGUAGACCUGAAUUAAUCAUAGAAGUCAUGUUGAAUAAAAUAAGGCUCAUGCGUGAAGUCCGUCAUGACGACGUCAAUCAUUUAAUAGAAUAUGCGACUGCAAUUCAAAAUGUUGUAGCUACGAUGAAAAUGACAGAAGAGGUUGGACAUCUGACUAAUCCCACUUUAAUUCGAGAAAUAAUAAGUAAACUGCCGUCACUAUUGAAAUAUCAAUGGAGUAUGUAUAUAUCGAAUAAAAAUGUAAAUAUUGUAUCUUUAUGUCAUGUAUCUGAGUGGCUCAUGACCGUAGCUAACGCCGCCACUUAUAUUGCUCCGCUGCCUAUAAGGACUGUAAAUAAUACUGUUGCGAAGCUGCCGACCAAGCCUGACCAUAGACCAUGGAGACCGGUGAUAGCUACAGUUUCAUCAUCAUCACCUACAUGUGUGCUCUGCAACGGUAAUCAUCGACUAAGUGAUUGUGAUGAUUUCAAACGGAUGACGAUAGACGACCGCUGGAAGUUGGUAACUGACAAAAAGUUAUGUUUCUCUUGUCUAUCUGUACGACACCAACUAAAAGCCUGUAAGAGAAAAAUUAAAUGCUCUGUUCCUGAAUGUGUCCGUGCUCAUCACACCUUGCUUCAUGCUGCCCCACGCGACGAGACUGAUGAUAGAGUAAUAUCCGUCAAUCAUGCCGAAACGACAGUGAACAACGACAGUCGAAGCUCGCGUGUAUUACUGAAGGUCGUGCCAGUCGUUGUAUCAGGUACAAAAGGUGACGUCACUACCUUCGCUCUCCUUGAUGAAGGCGCAUCUGUGAGCCUGGUUGAUGCUACUCUGCUCGAGAAGGCUGGCAUUACUGGUCCGACGACAAAUCUACACAUGCGUGGUGUGUCCGGAAUGUCAACCACAGAGACGGACUCAAAAAUAGUGUCAUUUAAUAUUCGCGGUUUGAAUGAAAAAAAUGUGUAUAGUGUAAAUAGUGUUCGUUCUAUAAAUAAUUUGAAUAUUGUACUAGAUAGUAUUUCAUAUAAAAAUAUUGUAAAUAAAUUUCCUUAUGUGACUGACUAUGUGACAGACUAUGACAUACGACCUAGAAAGAUUGAGUUACUAAUUGGACAAGAUAAUAUUGAGUUAAUUAUUACUAGACAAAUAAUACAAGGACAUAAGAACGGACCUAUAAUAUCUAAGACGGACUUGGGUUAUGUUGUACAUGGGAACAUAGGACUUCGUAGUAUAGCGAAUGACAGAACUAUAUUACAUCUAUGCUCUUGUGACGAAUUACACGACCUCGUUAAGAGAUCUUUUUCCACAGAGUCUUUCGGCGUGAAGCAGACAGGUGACUUUCCUCGUUCUCGAGAGGAUCAGCUGGCGCUGAAGAUUAUGGAACAGACCACGAAACUCUUGCCUCAAGGACGAUGGGAGACCGGCCUACUCUGGAGGUCUGAUGACGUUCAGCUCCCGAAUAGCUACCCACAGGCGAAGAGUAGACUUAUAGGUAUCCAGAGAAAAUUUCGUAGGUAUCCUGAGCUUGCUGUCAAGUAUGAGGAGAAGAUCCAGGAGAAUGUUGAUAAAGGAUACAUCUCAAAAUUAACUCCUGAAGAGGCCUCGAUCCAGACCAAUAAGACAUGGUAUCUUCCUCACUUUGCCGUUUUUAAUCCUAAUAAGCCUAAUAAGUUGCGAAUUGUACUUGACUGUGCAGCUAAGUCUGACGGUAAGUCACUCAAUGACUUCUUAUUGAGUGGACCUGAUUUUUUAACAUCUUUGCCUGCUGUAUUAUUAGGGUUCCGUCUAGGCAAAUAUUGUGUAAUUGGUGACAUCCAAGAGAUGUUUCAUAGAGUACUUAUUAGGGAAGAUGACCGACAUGCCCAACGACUUCUCUAG
Galleria mellonella (greater wax moth) is the source of this 2559-nucleotide messenger RNA. RefSeq lists its product as uncharacterized. The transcript has a single exon. Bases 1 to 2559 code for a protein of 852 amino acids. The record is from RefSeq and is a predicted model, not a curated record. NCBI's taxonomy places the organism in Eukaryota, Metazoa, Arthropoda, Insecta, Lepidoptera, Pyralidae.